UUCUUCUUGAAGUUUUUCCUCAAGUGCAACCAAAACUGCUUGAAGAAUGCUGGAAACCCAAGGGACAUGCGACGGUUUCAGGUUGUCAUUUCAACCACGCCCAAUGUGGAUGGCCAUGUCUUGGCCGUCUCUGACAACAUGUUUGUUCACAACAACUCCAAACAUGGCCGUCGAGCACGGAGGCUUGAUCCUUCAGAGGGAGCUACACCAUGCAUCAAAGCCAUCAGUCCCAGCGAAGGUUGGACAACUGGCGGAUCCACUGUCAUCAUCGUUGGGGAAAACUUCUUUGAUGGACUUCAAGUCGUCUUCGGUACCAUGAUUGUAUGGAGUGAGCUGAUCACCGCCCAUGCCAUCAGAGUCCAGACCCCACCCAGGCACAUCCCUGGGGUAGUGGAGGUCACCCUAUCCUACAAAUCCAAGCAAUUCUGUAAGGGUGCUCCGGGACGAUUCGUAUACGUCUCUCUCACAGAACCCACCAUUGAUUACGGUUUCCAGCGACUCAGCAAACUGGUUCCCAGACACCCUGGUGACGGAGACAGGCUUCCUAAGGAGAUAAUUCUGAAGCGAGCAGCAGAUUUAGCGGAGGUCCUGUAUGGAAUGCCUCGCAAUCAGGUCCCGAUUCCUGCCCCUCGCUCACCGGCCAUCAACAACUCCAGCGGAACUGGUGGUCUGGUUCCUAUGAACUCCUUCAGUAGUCAACUGUCUCUCGGUGAACACGAUGGAAGCGGAAGUGAACAACAGUCAGGUUUUUCCCGCGUUCAACCCAGCAGUGCAUUAUCCCCCCGCGGGUACUCCUCCGGUAUCUCCACACCUCAUAGUAGUAACGGAAGCACAGGGUCUUACUCCAGUAUGAAUGGCUACGCCAGCGCCAGUAAUCUCUCCAACAUGACCAUCCCAUCCUCACCAAGUCUCUUCAACGGAACCGCCACUGCCGUCCCUUCCUCUUCUCCAUCGUCACUACCUACCCACCCCCCUCCCAGCAGUAACGGGACUGGGGGUUCCGCCUCCCAUCGCACAGCCUCGGCCUCGCCUGGUCUAUUCUCCUUCUCUCCAGCCAACAUGAUCACUGCCGUUAAGCAGAAGAGUGCGUUUGCCCCCGUGGUGCGUUGCGGUCCCUCCGGUAGUCCCUCCCCUGGUACGGGACCGGCCGGUUUGGCUGGUCCUAUGGGGGGGACGUCAGGUGAGCGUGAGACACAAGGUGGGUGGUGGGUUUGGGCAUGACUCUACUCCCUGCGCUUGCUUUUUGACCCCUCCCCCUCUCUCCCCCCUCCCCUCACACCCCCCCCCCCCCCACACCUCAUUCUCAGUACAAACAUUCUGUUCGUUCCAGCCUCUACCAUUGCUGCUAACCCAAUCAAUGUUCCCUGCAGUAUUUGCUUUUCUUUUUCCUUUCAUUCAUGCUUUACUUGCCAAGUGAAAUCAUUCUAUUUCUAUCUUUAACUAACCCAAAGUCAAAUCAUUCUAUUUCUAUUUUCAUCUAAUUUUAUGCAUGCUUCGUUUCUCUCUGUCGCUAAUAUCUUGCACUCUCCAUCCAUUCAUCCUGCCACUCUUUGAUGACUGUUGCCAUGCCAACAAACCCACCACCUCACCUCUCAAUGUCUCUCUGCUCAUCAAUAUCUGAUAUCAAUCAAUUGAUUGAUUAUUGAUUAUUGAUCAAGCCGUUUAAAUCCUUUGAUUGACUCAUUUUUACAUUCGACAACGUCUACUUUUAUUUGAAGUUCGUUUACUGUUCCAAUUAUUCUACAAUCAUUUAUUAUUAUUUUUUUCAUCUAGUUGUCAACAUGUUCACGUUAAUUGGAAGAUUAAUUGGAAGAUGACAUCAAUUGUACCGAUUCUUCAACUUUUCCAGCAAAAAUUAUGCCCUGUAUUCCUUCAUGAACUGCAUGGUUCCCUGGCCUACUUCCCCUUGUAGUUGUCUCGAUAUAUCUCUGCAACUAACUCAUUAGAUAUAAAGCUGAUUCACUCGACUAAUCAUAAAUAAUUCAAAUUUCUCUUUCUUUAUUUAUUCCAUGAAAUGUACCUGUACUUUGAAAAGCAUUUCAAUCCUUAUUUAUUUUGACAUUUGAAAGUUUGACUUUGAAUCAAAAUUCCACAAGGCUACCAGUUUAAAUGUUUCAUAAAAUCAUGCCAAAGUUUGCCAGUAAUUGUCCUCAGUAUAUGUUGCAGCAUUGUCUCAAGUUUAGUUGAAGAUUCUGUUUUUAAUACAAAGUUACAUCUUUGAGUGCAUUUGAUUAGAACUUCAAGGCGCUUGACAAUGACGUUAUAAAGCUUCCGUUUUAACGCUGCACAAUGAGUAAUAGCCAUUAAGCGUACUUGCCAAUAAUACAGAGUCUGAUAAUCGUAUUGUACCCUACUCCUCGCCAACCCAGAGUAGUUCUCCAGCUAAAUUGAUCACAUUACCUUGGCGAUUCCUCCAGCCUUUCAAAUCCUAACCCUUUACGUCAAAAAGACGUACAGCCCAUACAAUAAUUUCUGCCACAGAAAACAAGCAAAUCUUGUCUCUAAUAACGUCGGCCUUUUGUUCCGUGUCCAUUUCACCCAUUUCCGCACAAGAAAACCCCGCAUAGUCAUUGAGAAAAACAGGCCUUCCUGUAAUUGGAUUAGCGUGUUUAUUAUUUACCCUUGAUUUGCAGGCAAGGACUCGUCAUGCCUCUCUGAAGGCCAAUCAUUUCCAUUCAGAGUCCAAAAAAAAAAAAAAAUUGUAGUCGGCGAAGGAUAAGAUGACAAUGCCAGAUUACUGUGCAUUCCUUUGUCCUUUUGUUCCUAUCUCCACUUGGCAUUUUGACGUCUGCUUUGCAAUCGUAUAAUUCCAAUUGUGCGACUUCAAUCCAAUCUGAAUUGAUAUUUAACUAUCACAUGUCCCCGGGGAGAAUUAUAGGACAUGAAUGCGUGCAGUUGGCAAGAUCUAUGGAAUAGACGGCAUUGAACAUCAACAGCCAACAAAAAUAAAAGAAUAUUUUUUGUUUGUCAAUUGCUGUGAAAAUUUGGAAGAUAAGACUAAAAGAUCCAAGUAGUACAGUCUAAAUUUAAACAUGAAAGAAGCACACUCUUUGGGAACUACAUUUUCAUGGAGGUUGCAUCAUUGUAUUUAAUUUAUGAGUUCAACUGAGGUUCAGCAAAACAAGAUCAGGAAAUACAGGAGCUUAAGAAGGUAGUCAUUACUGCCUGGACUGUUCUUGAGCCUGUAGUUGAAGCAUUACGCAGCAUUUCAAGGCACGGUCGCUUGCAUGAGGCCAUUAUACCAGAGAGACUUGAACAUUUGUAGUAGAUUGUGAGUCAUCUCUUCAAGCUAUGUCUUGCUUUGUUGCCCAGCCUAAGAUUUAUCGCCGCUCGGGACACCCCCACGACACACCGCUAAACAAUGAAAUAGUCAGACUCUGACUGGAUAAUUUGGUGAUAUAUGGGAGGGUUCUGAUGACAGUAACCAGCUGAAACAUUUAUGGAGGGAAAUUUUCGACACGCAUUUUGCUGUCUUUCGCACUGCUUCAAGUAUAAAAAUCUGCUGUAAUUUUAUUCUGGUAGCCUGUGUAAAAGAUCUGAAAAAUAUAAAUUGCUUUUCACUCAAACAAGCCAAGAAAAGGACAGAAUCCAACAUGUAUGAAAACAAAAUUGUUUCUUGAAUUGUAGUCACACCUGUUCAAGUGGCCUCUUUGACAAAACUUUUACCAAGCCUCGAGUAAUUAGCUAGGUCGCUUGUUCAAUGUUACCACCUGCUCAUUAUGAGUGUCAUUUCUGGACACCUGCCAAUAAUAAUGGCCACCUACUACUACCCUACUCCGGCCACCUGUCUUCUUUAACCACUCAAUACAGGUGUGACUGCUGUAAUGAAACAAACAUUCGGCGCUUUCAUCAGCAGAGAAGCUUACCCUAGGUCUUGUCUCUCUCCCCUUUUCUCUCUCCAUCUGACAUCCCAUCUGUCACCCCCCUGUCCCUUACCCCACAGGGUCAUCAACCAUGAUGUCUCCAUCUUUCUGUGGAGUAGGGGGACCCUUUGCCCUACCUACAUGCGGUGUACACACCUAUGGCACACACAUAGAAAGUCCCAGCAAGUAAUUGGUCUGUCAGUUGGUCACUCGAUCACACUGUCUGUCUGUGGGAAGACAGGUGACGUCUUUUAAAUUUUGUGAUGGGCCAAUCACAGGGGACAUUUGAAGGUCUUUAAAAUCAAGCAGCAACUCAUUAUGAGCAGCUCUCUGCCAUCAUCUUAAAAAAAAUCUUGAGACUGUCUGCAGAUUACUUCCUGCCUCCUAUUAAUGCAAUCUUGCCUGUAGGAGGUCAGGGGUUCCAUGCCAGAUCAAGCUCUUAAUACAGGUUUUGUUUCUUGCGGAUGCUAGCUCUCGCUGACGCUAACACAUAAAUUUAGCUCUCAAACACUGAACUGUGGGGGAAACAACCGUGGUAUUACUUGUAUGUCUUCAGCUGCAUUUCUGAAAUUAUUUGCUUGUGAGAGAAGGAAUAGUUCUUGGAGAAUACAUUUUGGAUUAAAAGUCCAUGAAAAGUGAAGAUCUGGUCAACAAUCGAAUGCCAAAAGUAGUUUACAAACUUGUCAAUGUCCUGUCACGUUAUGUUAUAAAUCUGUGUAUGUUUACUAGUAGUCUGGAGAUUUCGGUUCUGUUUCAAGAAAAUAGAUCAAAUUUUAGGCCACCUUGUCUUUUUAACUAGGACAGCUUUUAUCAUCUUGAAUGAAAAUAUACAGGGAAGUUUUUUAUUCAGAAGAAAAAUUGAUUAUGACGAUAAUGAUUUAAGAUGAUUAUUAUUAUAAAAAGUAUGGUGCCAAGAUCUUAAUUCAUUAAUGAUUAGGGCUUUAUCUGAAGCCCAGUACUGGUUUUUACCGUCAAGCUUUUUGCUGCUUUUGUACAUAUUUGCUUGUUACGUUUAAGGCUGUGCAAGGGGAAAACCAACACUGUUAUUUUUGUACUGGCGUAGGAACUGAAACAACUUAGGAUGAUCAUGUACAUGUACGUAAACCUCUUAUAGGUGGAAUUUUAAAACAAAAAGAGGUUCACCCAUUUGGGGUGUAUUGCUUUUAAGUAUACCUUAGAUUUUUAUAGCGGAUUUAGAGAAUCCAGGCUAUUAUUUUUGGUAUCAAUCACGCCAAAUCUUAGCAAAAGGGUAAUUUUUCCAACUAGAUUGUAAGUGUUCAGACCUGUCAUAUUAGAAUGUGCAUUUCCGCAUUUGCUGUUAUUGAAUUGGAGAAGAGGUUUGGACGAGGGGAACAGUUUUAUAAUUUCUCCAUCUAACGCCCUUGGUCGGUCGUAGAAUACUGUACCUUGAAUCAUUUCACCAUUUUUACCUCAAAAACAGUCCUUUUUUUCUGACUGUUCAAUGCUUUUUUUUCUGAUUUAUGCUGUCUAGAUUGAGUAUUUGUCCAACUUUAAUGGGUAAUUCAGAGUUAAAAAAAAAAUGAAGAUUUUUUUUAUUUUUUACUUUAACUUGAUCAGGUGUUCAACCUCGUCAUGCUUAAGGAGACUAAAAGUAUUCAUUGCAAAAAGCUGUCAUAUGUGGCUUGAACAAGACUGUAAGUGUGUAUUACUUUGUUUUUCAGAGCUGUAUAAUAUGUCUGCCCAUCUUCUUAGAUGAGGAAAUAUUAUUAUCAGUGGUUAGUGUGGGCAUUCUGGAUGUCCAAAGCAAAAUUUGGCAUUGUAAUUUCAAUAUAAUCUGUUUUAUUUCAUCCGAAGUCAUGAAUGAGAGGUGAUUUUUUGCUCUUGCCUGAAAACUCAUCAAACUUUGAUCCAAACGGAACAAAAUUAUUUAGCCAUUCUUUAGAAAGGCUUGCACCUUCUCCUUGGAUCUGCUGAUUUCCUCGUUUUUUACUUCUCAUGAAUGCCAUUACAAAUUAAAAAAUACUUUACAAAGUGUUUUGUAAUUUGGAGUUUCCUCGGUUUUUUAAAAUUCCCAGUUGCAUGCCUGUUUAGAUACCACGUUGAAACUUAAAUUUGGAAGAAGGAUAUAAAAAUGACAUUUUCGCAAAACAAAUGUUUAGAAUGAUAGUAAAAGGUUACUGGUUAUGUCUUUGGCCCUCUCUGAUUGGCAUGAUUAAAAAGUUUUGAGGGAUUUUUUUCCAGGAAAUUAAACAUACAUGCACAAAGGUACUUUUCUCAACCAGUCUGCUUCCAUAUAUUAUCUUAAACUGCUACAUGUAAUUUCAAAACAUGUUGAAGGCUUUUGUGGAAGCAAAAUUGUAAAAGAAAUAACCGUUGUUUAUAUAAACAAAAAUCUGAAAUGAUUUAUUUUACAGUUUUACAGCUACUUUAAAGAGAGAAAGAGCUAUAAUCUAGAAAGACUUUAGGAUUGUCCAUACAACUGACAGUGUAACCCAUACAUGUACAAAGUGUGCAUUCUCAACACGUUAUUAUUCUUGUGUGUAUAUAAAACAAGGAAAUUUAUAUAUAAGUGCAUUUUUCUGUUUUUGUUUUUGUACCAAGACACAUACAUUUAUGUGUCUUAAGCGCUGUGUAAAGAGCUUCGGACAAAACGAUCAAAGAGAUUUUUUGUUCCAAAAAAAAAAAGAAGAGUGUAUAUAGCUGAGUUUCUUUUGAAGAAAAGUUUUAAAACAUGACAAACCAGAUACAGUAUUUGAUAAGAUUUUAUAAAAUCUUAAAACUAUAUUAAGUUUUUGGGGAUGCUUUUUUUCUUCCAAAAUGCAGGACUGAUCAAGUUAGCACUUAAAACAAUUAAAAACAAGAAAUGGAAUGAGUUUUUUUGGGGGGUGGAAAAAAAACACACACAAAAACAGCCUUUGUUCAGCUUGUGAAUUAGCUUUGUUACUAUAUAACCGUGAAAAAUAUUCAGCUUAAAACACCCCCAGACUACACCAGAUCAUGUCAAUACAUUGUAUUCGAAGAAUUGAAUUUAUGUAUGUUUCGAAACGUAAUGGGCUUUCACAUUCUGUAUUUUGAAAGGAGACGCAUUCAUGUCAGUUAUAAAGUUUUAUCCAAAGUAAUUAUUUUCUCUGUGUAAACAGAAGCAUGUCCAGUAAAAUGGAAGAAGUUGAGACACGGAUUGUAAAUGACAAAUUAUAAUGUAUUCAAAAAUUGCUGUAUGACACUUUACAACAAGCCACAACAGUGAUAAAGACUGGACAUUAUGUUAUGGAAUUACAAGACAUCAAUGCCAGUGUAUGUAAACAUUAUUUUUAGUUAAAGGGAUCAACGGAGCAAAAAAAAUGUGCUUUGAUAUUUUUUUUGGUGUAUAAAUUGUCAGUUAUGCUGCAAUGUGUUCAAAAAGAGAUUUCGUAGGUUACAAAACUAAUCCGUAUUUUAAAACCCACAAACAUUCUUUCUUAGAAAACACCAUGGUUUCUUUAUGUAUCAUUGAGUCCUUUUUCAAGCUGUUACAACCCACGAAACUUAAAGAAAUUGAUGAAAAAUUGUAAAGAUUUUAUUUGACAAGUUCCACUAAGUGUUGUAUAUGUUAACUUGAAUGGAGUUCAUGUAACAGGACUUUUGUGCAAACAUUGAUUUUGACAAAAAAAUUGUCAUGAAUUUGCAUAGAGUGGCAUUUGGACUUAUCUGUUUCUUUUAAAUUUCUGCUGCCGUGAAACAAAGAACUCCUGUUUUUCUGGGUCAACUUUGUUGUGUUCACUAUUUCUAUGACUCAACCUUGUAUUAGGUGAUGCACAAUGGGUAUAUUGCUGAAAACAUUUACAUCCACAAAGACUUGUGGACAUCCACAAAUGCUUGUGGACACUGAUCUUGUUGCUGACGUGUAGGUAGCCUAUUGCUGUUGUGGUUGAACUGUUUCUGUUGUUCAUUGUGACUAUAUUGUCUUGAUUGGCUCUCUAAAGAUGAAAAUAUUAAUAAAAAAGGAAAUAUAAGUGAGACUA
Messenger RNA from Patiria miniata (bat star), 7825 nucleotides. Its product is annotated as transcription factor COE3-like. The record is from RefSeq and is a predicted model, not a curated record. Gene Ontology annotation, molecular function: RNA polymerase II cis-regulatory region sequence-specific DNA binding; DNA-binding transcription factor activity, RNA polymerase II-specific. Bases 67 to 1221 code for a protein of 384 amino acids. NCBI's taxonomy places the organism in Eukaryota, Metazoa, Echinodermata, Asteroidea, Valvatida, Asterinidae. The transcript has 7 exons. Gene Ontology annotation, biological process: regulation of transcription by RNA polymerase II.